Messenger RNA from Bacidia gigantensis, 2523 nucleotides. RefSeq lists its product as uncharacterized. The transcript is spliced from 3 exons. The record is from RefSeq and is a predicted model, not a curated record. NCBI's taxonomy places the organism in Eukaryota, Fungi, Ascomycota, Lecanoromycetes, Lecanorales, Ramalinaceae. The coding region runs from base 1 to 2523 and encodes 840 amino acids.
AUGGAAGUCGUUGCGGCGACAGCCAGCGUCGCCGGCAUCCUCACUGUCGUCGGCAAUGGCAUAGAGAGCAUUAUCAAGCUCAAAGAAUUCUAUGCAGCGCUUGUAGCGGGCUCGAGAACGAUCGAGAAGUUCUUGAAAGAUAUCAAUGACUUACUGCAAACUUUGCAUGGUAUCAGGGAGUUACUUAACAAAUGGCCAAAGGAAAAGACAGACGUCAAUAUUGCGGCUUUAAGUGUGCAGGUAGAAGAAUGCUCGAAAGACCUCUUCAAUUGGCUCGACACCGCCAAAGCUAUGCGACCCGCCUCAAGUAAAGGUGGGAUGGCUUGGUUCAAGAAGUUCUGGAUCGCUACGAAUAAGAACAAGGUCAAUGACAUCAGGACCGAAAUCGGCCGGCAUAAACAGACGCUGAAUAUCAGCUUGACUUUAAUUGGAAGAGCUUUUGAUGUUCAUGUUGCUAAACAAAUGACCCAUGUGGAUGACAAAGUCAAGGAGCUUACUGUUUUCUCUACGUCUGCAUUUGACUAUCAACAACGGGAAGCCGAGAGGAUGGAAAGCUUUAGACAUGCAAGCAGUGCAAGCAACGCUGGGAGUAUGCAAAGUCUUCAGAGUAUGGCAAGUUCACUGUCCAGGAUAGAAGCUCGGCUUUCAAUUUCAGGCGCAACCUCACCUUGGGUAUCAAAGCCAUCUGCGACAAAACGCAAAGCUUCAUUCUCUUCUGAGGGCUCGCACAUUGGAAGUCCCGGUUUCUCGAUGGAUCUCUCUACAUCAUGGGGACGUGGACCGAGUCAGCGCGAUGGCUUUGCCGAUUUAGACGAACUAGCGGCGUCGACACGUUAUUUAAGACACGAGGAUUCUGAAAGAGGGCCGUCUCCUGAAAGGGGCCAGGAUGGCCUCUACCAUUGCCAGUUUGAGGUAGAGGGCUGUAAUCACCCGCCCGAAAAAUUAAGAUGCAAUUAUGAAAAACAUCUCAACACUCAUUUGAAGCCCUAUCGCUGCAAAUUUCUCGAAUGCUCUGAGUUGAAAUUUGGGGCCACUGCCGUUCUGUUGAGACACGAAAGAGAAUCACAUGGCUUGCACGGUCAUGGAAACAAGCCAUAUCUUUGCCUUUAUACGGAUUGUGAGCGUUCUCAACCAGGUCAAGGCUUCCCACGACAAUGGAAUUUGCGAGAUCAUUUGAGGAGGGUCCACAAUCACCACCCAAAGCAAGGGAAGCGAGAGAAGCACUCUUCUCCCUUAUCAUCCCCAGCACUCUCCCUUAAUGCAGACGACGACUUGAGGACGGAGAACUAUGUUAAUUCAGGCUCUUUGGCUAACCAGGCUGGGUCUUACGAUUUCCCUCUACCAAAGAACCCGAAUACAGACUUAUCAGAAGUAUCUCAGACAUACAAUAUAGAGAAUAUGAUGCCGGUGGUAGAUUUUUUUGAUCCUUCGCAAUCCUUCGGCGCUUUCUGCACAAACCCUGAUUUCUACCCAAAGGUAGCGCCGGCAGAGGGACCAAUGGACCCAAAUGAGGUGCUUGGGCCCUACGAUUAUCCAUCAUUUGUCCCAGAAGUUUUUCAGACGCCACAAAUUUCAUCUGGAGCCCACGGGCAAGGAGCAAUGAGUGGCGAUCAAGUUGCAAUGGAUGUUGAUGGAACGUCAGCACCUUUAAUAUCCACGGCCGAAGGUGCUCCACCAAAAAAGCAAUGGCCUGGGACGCAUCUCAGCACACCGUCCUUGUUAGUAAAAAGCCUUGAAGAGUCAAUUAACGACACCCUCGCGCAUAUGCAUGGAACUUUGGAGGAGGAAUACCCUGGUCUAGCUGCUGAUUACUACUAUGUCUCGCUCAGUCAGCUGACGCGCUUCGUUCGUUUCCAACUCGGCUCUCUUCGAGGCGUUGGCGUUAUGGCUCGAGAAUCAGCAAAACCCGACAACUUGUCCCAGCAGAUCAACGUCAAGUUGCAGGAAUUAGACAUCUUAGAAAGGGAGCGCGACCGAGUAAAGGAAUAUUGCAAUGCAGCGAACGUUCGAAGGGGUGAUCUCAUGUUGAUUGAUCGGACUGAUGCACCUAUGACGACCGAUUUUGGCAGCACGCACCCGAAAGAUGAGAGCCAGGAAAUAUCAGGCUUAUCGAAAGGAAAGGAAAGCAAAUCCCAUGAGAUGUUCGGACUUCAUGAAACCAUACUUGAAUCGAACCUCUUGGGACAUUGGACGGGCAAGAGAGACCGCAUCAACCGCUGGCUCUUGCAUUCGCUCCUUACAGACGAAGGGCAGGCACAAAAUCACAAGUCCGCCACUUCAAGCGAAGGCCUUGAUGAGGCGUCUUGGGUACGCCUGGUACUACAAUAUUGGUUCGUAGACGAAGCAGCGACGGGUGUAGAGAUCGCGUCCUCACUGUCUGGUGGUGCUGUUGCUAGCAAGACUGGAUCAAGCCUUGACUCGAUACCAAACUCCAAGCAUGGAAGAUUGGUCGAGGAGAAGAGUCGCAGGCCUCCACUCAAGAGAAGACUCGCAUCUGAAUCCAUCCCGUCAUUGGACGUAUGA